AUGGGUCGAAAGAAACCAAACAAAGGGAAGGGUAAAGCUAAGGCAAAGUCGGUGGUGAUUGGUCAGAGGCCUGUUGGAGAGACUGAACAUCAGUCGCAACCAAGUUCGAGAAGAACGAAAGACGUGUAUGGAGUUGGAGACGAAGAUUUUCCCGAAUUUCUCAUUAAAGACAUGUAUCGUUUUAGAACAGAGGCAAGGCGUCAAAGGAAACUACGCCGACAAAAUCCAGGUGUUCGCUUAUACAAUAAUAAAAGCAUAUCGAAACCGGAUGAAGGCGCCGACGAAAACGGUCAGCCUCAGGAUUCGCAGGAGCACCUUAGGGAGCUCACAGCGCGAGCUCUGAAUGGAAUGACAUCGGCUGAUUUUCGUGAUAGGAUGUUAUCAUCUCUUCGAACAUAUAAAGCCAUGUCGACGCUGGAUGCUGGCACACGUCCCGUGUUUCAACCAUAUCUUCGUAGGAACCUCUUAUAUCGCAUGGCAUUUGCUGACAGGCCAACUCCUUCGUACACGUUUGGGGAACGCGAGCCACCUUUGGUGUGGCCUUGGGGACCAGUUCAAGCAGUUCACAAAGAUGUAGAGGAACGACAGAGACAUCUUUCUGAGUUAAUAGAAGCGCUCGUAUCAAGAGCCUCGGUAGAGGAAGAAAUCCAGCGUUGUGAAGAUAGUCGAAGUUUCCGGUUCUCAAUCAAAACACUUGCAGCAUUCAAAAGGACUAAGGAUGUGCAAGUUCUAUACCGCAGCCUGGCCUAUCGAAAAUUCCUCAGAGCUCGUGGCAUGGCAGUACCCUCUGUUGUUAAAAACCACACUGAGUUCUUGAAUGGCACUAGUAAUCCCGAUCGUAAUGUAUGUAGGUCAUCUGUACUUGAAGAUACUGCUACGCUGUCUUUCAGAAUGGUUUGUCACAAUCUGCUUGAAGGAGAACGGCUUGCAAAAGUACAAGUUUAUACCGUUCAACAAAAAGGAGAGGAGUUUGGUCGUGCGGAGCGUCUUCCCUCAGCUACGUUCACUGUUUGUGUUAAUUUUCCGCUGCAACCAGUUUCCAUAGACGUGCCUACAAUUUCUGGAGAUUCCGAUCUUCGAGUUUACGUUCUAGUGAGGGUAGACGUGACCAAUAACUUGAAGGGUAUUCAGGUUGAUGGUCAUGCUCUUCGCCAUUUGCCCAAUCGUGUUGUACGUACCGACACUGUUAACCAGGAUGAUACAGUUGCUUUCGAGCAUAUCCUUUUUGGAGCCAGAUGUCUUUAUAGAAGAGAUACCUCGUGGAAUGGUGGUUUCAUCGUUGGAGAAAACAAUGUGACAUUAAUCGAACAAGAGAGAUUGAACAGCGAUAUCUCUUCUCCAAUGAUUAUAUCAGAACUCGAAUAUUGGACCAAGCGUCUUCACACAAAUCCGUUUUUACAAAUGAGAGUUGUCUGUGGUCCCAUAUAUGAUGACGAGUCUGACUCCAUUCUUUCUGAGAGGACCGCAAGGUCAUCUGAUGGAGUCGAUGGUGACGACGAAUUGUCAGCUUAUUCGGAGUUGGAGGAUGCUAUUCCUCAGCAAGUCGAACUUAAGCGAACUGUCGAUCCAUAUCUGGGAGUUUUUCGUCCUGGAGACGAUGGCAAAUAUGUUAAUCACAUUCGGACAAUUGAAGCAAUUUUCCGCCCAUUGAAAAGUAUGAGUAGAAUGCAUCUCAUCAUUAUCCAAAACUGGUUACGAUUGGAGAUUCCUUCACUUAUAACAUAUCGCAUUUCUUCUGGAAUGGCUCCUUGUGAUGCUGAUGAUGAACCAGCCGCAGAUCCUCGGGUAGAUGAGAACUGGCAUCGUCUUCAUAUUGACGUCUUUCUCAAUCCUGAUUUUGACGACGUAGAUGAAGUGUCGGGUACGAGAAACAACUGGAUAAAAGUGGUGGAUCCCUUCUAUAUCUGGACACGGGAUCAGGCGAUAGAACUGAGGUCAAAACUUCGUAUGGAUCUCACAAUAUUCUGUGAUUCGCUGAAAUCCGCAGGGCAGACAUGGGAUGAUCCUGUCGAGGAACGUCGUUUCAUUCAUCCUGAGUCCGGUCGUUGGCUUUAUCGCGGUGAACGACUUCCACGUUAUGCACGUCAUCUUCCUGCACCUGGACAUCAAGUACUCAUACAUAACACAACGCGGCGUUUGCUUGACUUUGUUGAUCUUUCCGAUGGUAGCAAAUGGUUCAUGAUCACCUGGAAUACGAUGAUGAUUACAUUAGGGAAAGCAAGAUGCGACGAAGCAGGAACUUAUUGGUUAAAUUUGAGUAAAUUCCGGUCCUAA
Angiostrongylus costaricensis is the source of this 2274-nucleotide messenger RNA. The record is from the annotation of a GenBank genome assembly. NCBI's taxonomy places the organism in Eukaryota, Metazoa, Nematoda, Chromadorea, Rhabditida, Metastrongylidae.